AUGUAUCUCACAGAAAUCAGUAAGCCACUGUUGGCGUUUUGGCUGACCGUGUUUGUCGAUCUCAUCACAGCCGCACCGGAACUCGCUUUCCCGCUCAAUUCUCAAGUUCCACCAGUUGCAUACGUAUCGCAACCAUACAACUUUGUAUUUUCUGCCGAUACUUUCACCUCGAACGCUCCGCAGAUCUCCUACACAAUCACACAUGGCCCAAAGUGGCUCGAUCUUGACGGCCCUUCUCGGCAGUUCCAAGGUGUGCCAGACAGCAGCGAUGUAGGCACAACAACUUUGCAACUGGUCGCUUCAGACCCUACGGGAGAUUUAUCAACGAGCAUUACACUUAUUGUGCUCGGAUCUCCUACUCUAACACUCGGCACACCUCUGUUGCCUCAACUAGAAGAAAGUGGCCUCAUUUCCCCACCAAGUUCAUUACUUGCGCAGCCACAGCAGCCAUUUCAUGUUUCCUUUGAAACGCAUACCUUCACUGGCGCCACGCCCGAUACAAGAUACUACGCGGUUUCGGCCGGCAAUGCUCCUUUGCCUCCGUGGGUGCAUUUCGAUGAAGAUCAGCUCGAGUUCUCUGGCAUAACUCCUGCGUUGGUAUCCUCAUUAGCUGGGUCUCAAACGUACGGCUUGAGACUUAUUGCUUCGAAUGUGCCUGGGUUUGCAGAAUUGGCUAUUGACUUCCAACUUGUUAUUAGCCGGAGGAUACUGGCAUUUUCAGCCGCCACGCAAAUCGCCAACAUCUCAACUGGUACUCGAUUCCAAGCUUUGCCACUCCGGCCACUAAUCACACUCAACGGGGCUCCCGUCACUGACGAUCAGAUUGACAGCAUAGAUGCGGAUGUCCCGGCUUGGGCAGAGCUGGAUCGAAACGAAUUGUCUUUAAGUGGUACCCCUGAUGAUUCUGUCAGCACUACUAUCACUAUCACGGUCACAGAUAUCUAUCAUGAUGUUGCUAAUGCAACCAUCUUUCUCGAGAAUACUGGAAGUUCAAGUGUUUCUCUUGGAGUCAUAGGUGUCGUCAAUGUAACAGCCGGGGAAUACUUUUCAUACUACUGGACCUCUCCAACCUACUCUCCUUGGGUCCGAGCUGUCGCGACCCUAGGUAAUGCAUCAGCAUGGCUUGAUUUUAAUGCUCAAACCUGGGCUCUCUCAGGGUCAGUGCCCCAAGAUCUACCCGGACAGACACUCAGUGUUUCCAUCACCUUCGCGAACGCAUCAACAAAUGCAACAGGAGACGUGAUUAUACAAGUCCUUCAGAAACCCUUCGCUACUGCAACUGCACCAACGCAUUCUACGACGCCACCGACGAUUUCCAGAGCUAGUGGCACGAGCAAAGCAUCUGAGCGUGCAAUGAGUUCUCCGCAUGGCAACACAUCCAACAACCAUCUGCUGCAUAUCGUACUGGCCUGUGUCUUUUCUGUUGGUGGAGUACUGCUCGCGGUUUCUCUGGUUCUGUGUUGUCUAAGAAGGAGAAGGAAGAACAGAGGAAGAAACAUCGCAUCAUUCGAAGAGGGCUCGGAUCGUGCCGAUGGGCAUUCACAUGAGCCAUCGAAUCAAUCUGCACAAGAUGCCGAAACCAUUGCCCAUAUACCCGAUAACCAGCAUAUCAGCCCUCCAAAUCUCUCUACUCCGAACCCUGCGCAGUCUACUGAGUGUUUGGAGAACUCUAGGCAGGGAUUAUCAAGCACCAAACGCCCACAUCCCCUUACGCAGCAUCGGACUACACAAGUCUUCACUCCUGGAAGUGUUGUGGCUCCCCAACUUGAAGCCAUUGAAGAAUUUGACAGGACGGCAAGUCCUGCAUUCGAAUUCUUGCCGACCAACCCGAGGUUGUCGGUGCCUUGGGCCCCAGCAAUCCAGAGCAGCUCAUUGGCAGCAGGAUUGCAGAGUCAACAAAGGAACUCGACCAUCACUGCCCAGUCAAGCAUGAUGCCAUCCGUGGUAGGCUUGCCUGACAGAAAGAGUGGCGCCGGACAUGGUGGCGGCAUUCUGAUCCCCUCUGAUGUCAACACAGAUCAGACGUCCUGGCGGAACACCUGGGCCUCUAAUCUAUCAAAUGACUGCAGAAGGACUACGCUGGUGUUGGAUUCAUUCCCGGCACCCCCGGUGGAUGGAGCGACCGCUGCUAGGACCGGUGUUCUGACAAAGAGUCCAGUUCCCUUUAUGCGCAUGGUCCCGGAAGAUAGCAGUCAGCCUCUAUCCUUUGAGGAGCAGCGUCAAAGAUGGCAUACCGAACGGGCACGGGCUAGGUUAGAAGGGUCUGCAAGAUUUUCGAAUGCAGGCUCGGCACGGCUGCUGGUGUCACCGCGAUACAAGUGGGCUCGGAACACCGCAGCGCUGGCGAAGCGAAAUCCACAAACACCGACACCAAUGGCUAGAGAAUCUAAGGCAAUGGGCGCCCGAGAUUUUCCCGAGCCCUCGUGGUCGAUGUGGUCCGGCCUUGAGCAUGAGGUCGACGAAUCUGCUCAAAUCGGUGGGUUUAUCUCCUCUCAAAACGGCAACACGCCUGUGCUGAGGAAACAGCGCAGCAUUGCGAGCAGCGGGCAGUUUGAAUCGAUCACUUCUUCAGACAGCUACUUGGAGGACAAAGCCCCGUCAGCCGAGGAAACAGAACCUGAUACGCAAAGAGGGCUGGCUAAUCGCGGCUCGCAAUCCUCACCACGGUUGCCUUUGAACCUCAUCUUGCACUCACGAGAAAAUGUGGGGAACCAUGAGGGCGCAAUGAAGAGAUCUGAAGAGGGCUGGCGAGGGAGUUUCCGAUUUGUAUGA
Messenger RNA from Fonsecaea pedrosoi CBS 271.37, 2772 nucleotides. RefSeq lists its product as uncharacterized. Gene Ontology annotation, cellular component: membrane. The coding region runs from base 1 to 2772 and encodes 923 amino acids. The transcript has a single exon. Gene Ontology annotation, molecular function: calcium ion binding. Lineage: Eukaryota; Fungi; Ascomycota; Eurotiomycetes; Chaetothyriales; Herpotrichiellaceae. The record is from RefSeq and is a predicted model, not a curated record.